AUGGCCCUUUGCGCCGACAGGCCGUCCCUCCCGCCUGCGGGCGCAGUUUCUCCGCUUUCUUCAAUACAGAGCAUUCUGCUACACUACAGUUCUCUUUUUCAAGUCCCCCUUGGGGUCCUUGAGCUCAUCUUUGGAGAUGUGUGCAAGCAAAUCGACGAAGCCCUCUACAAUCAACCGCUGGCCCAAUUAGACACAGACAUACGUUUCAAGGUCCACCUCUACCGGGUCUUGGAAGGUGUGUUGACAAGGAGCACCCCGCUAACUGAGCUUCUUCCACCUGCAAAGCUCUAUACCAGCGGGAAUACCAUUCGUGAGUUCACCAUCUUCUGUGAUAACUACGCGGGAGUCACAGACAUAGACGAUGAUUCGAGGCAAUUAGAGCUUUCUUCCUUUGAGGACUAUCUAUGCCCAGCUUGCGAGAAGCUGAUGCUCUUGCCUGUUGUUUUGCACCCAUGUGGCCAUACCAUAUGCAGGAACUGCUUGGAGCGGGGCACAACUUGUUCUGUGGGUCCUCUUUCUCGCUCUGAACCUCGUUACAUUACUACGUGUUCCCUCUGCGCGGCAGAAGUUACAUUUGCAAACUAUCAGCAUGAGAUGUAUCAAAAGCUACGUAAUAGAUUUACAUUCAACUGCGCGUUCCUCUCCGAAGGAUGCAUUUACAAGGGUCUGCUUUCUGAUAUGGAAAGUCAUUUACAGAUAUGCCCCUACGCUCUCAAGGACCAGCAGACAAAUGAGGAUACUGCCGUUGCAAUUGUGAGAUUGAAGGAAAAGCAGCUACGAGGGCUUGAAGCGGACAUUGGCUUGUAUUCCGCUACGCUGAAGACCCUUAGUGAGCGAGUGCGACUAUUCUCUGAAGGUGCAGACACGCUUUCACUGGCAGCACGUAGACUGGCUGAUUUGGUGCCCUGCCCAACAGGCUCGCCAUUUCCUGCUCAACUUACCCAGAUCGACCACGAUAUUCGUACGGAUCCGCUCAAUCUAAAUAACUUAGCUGCUAAGCUUCAGAUUUUAGGCGAUGCCGUGCAUUCUUUUGUGUCCAGUCAAACCACGAGUACUGUCCAUUCCUCUGCGAUAGCUGACCAGUCUGGAAAUAUCGCGAUGAUUCACAGUCUGGAAAGUCAAUUAGGUUACUAUAAACAAAAGCUUGCAGACACAGAAAGGAACCUCAAGGAAGUCACCUCUAAACAAGGGUCUUUGAAACAGGAGAUAGAAGUUCAACGAGCCCUUUUAGAAGAGAGCCAGCAAACCAUCAACGAUCUGACCACCCAGCUCUCAUUGGCCAGAGACCAACUCAUAGAAGUUCAAAGGUCCUGUUCGUGCGCUGUUGUCCGUAACUGUAACGAGGAGUUGGCGGCGGAGAACAAGCGCAUGCAGAUGUCUGUCAGUAGCCUGCAACGUAUGCUUGGAGACUCAAAGCAGGAGUUAAGCGCACGGAGCGAGGAGACGGAGAUGUAUAAGGAACGCCUUGUUAGUCUUAUGAUGGACACGAACAACCUUGCAAAUACACUAGUCAAGUUUCAGCUACUUACAGCAGAGCAAAACAAGCGGCUCCGCGAGAUGUCUGGCCAGCUUCAGCUCUUUUACUCGGGAAAACCUGUCUGCUAUGAUUGCGGUUGUAAAAUAGAUUCUGCUACGUUAGAUUCGAACACAAUAAUCUACACAACGACAGAAUUGGUUAAGCAGUCUGAGCGCACUCUUGCAGAGGUUGCAUCAGCAUCGCUGGGAGUCGGAACAUCUGCUGUUUCCGGUAUCGAUCCUUCUGCUAGUAGCCAUUUCCCUCUGAAGCGCGAGUCUGAAGCAGCCCCACUGAAGUCAGAAAACGGAAGCCUCCAUGUUCUUGCGUCAGAUUACCCGCUUUCUCUCGAACGUUUUAUGGAGGACGACAUAAAUAUAGACAUCACAGCCAUCACACUGCUACGAUACAUCUUCCAUCCGAAAGUGUUACGGAGCCGGACGAAACUGGAGCACUUUGCCAACGAUUGUAAGGCUUUGUUGAGAAAAGCCAUAGGCCGAGACGAGCCCCUAUCAGACGAGAAAAAACUCCAGGCAUUGUAUCAGCUUUUAGCUAGUUUGCGGCAGUUCUAUGCCAACGAUUAUCCCUUGGACGAGAUCCUAGAUUUCCUAGCUCGGUUUCAGCUCGAAAACUCUCUAAUAAUGCGUGACCAGUUUGGUGUAGAGGCACGGCGCUCCAUAAUGGAAGGGUAUAAGAAAGUCAGAAGCGAAAAUAGAAUACUCAAGGCGACUCUUGAGCAGCUCCAGGAAAAGAAGAGCAUCUACCACAGCGUGCUUGCCGAGAAGAGUCGAGGUCGUCGCAUAGAUUAG
Messenger RNA from Giardia duodenalis, 2322 nucleotides. RefSeq names its product RING-type zinc-finger domain-containing protein. The transcript has a single exon. Gene Ontology annotation, biological process: ubiquitin-dependent protein catabolic process; multicellular organism development. Lineage: Eukaryota; Fornicata; Diplomonadida; Hexamitidae. Bases 1 to 2322 code for a protein of 773 amino acids. The record is from RefSeq and is a predicted model, not a curated record.